AAGAAAAAAAUCCAACUCGACCGACAAACAAAACGGGACUUCACAUUGAUUUUCGCUUUUGGCGAGCGUACAAUCUUCAGUUCGUGACUUUCAGUAUAGUAAGCGAAUACUAAGAAAACUAAGAACUACUUAGCACAUAUCAGUUUGCAGUUUGCAGUUUAUGUUUGAAUAUACAAAGUGAUAAACUUAUAUACCUACAUAUUAAUAUAGUUGUUCAGUAAAUUAUCAAGUGUUUGUACUUAUUCAACAUCGCAUGAGAUAUAUGUAUGUACAUAUGUAUAUGUAUGUACAUAUUUACUUAUGUACAUACAGUAUGUUUUAUCAGAGUUUGGCUUAUGCACAUACACAAUGAAUACUCUUUAUGUAUGUAUGUGCAUCUAUAAGUAGUGCCAAUUAAAUAUACAAUGAGGACUAGUUUCUCCUCUAGAAUGUCAUGGGUUUAUAAAUAUUGUUUUGAUAACGAUUUGUUUAUUUGCUUUUCAAUACAAACGUGCAAAUGUCAGCAGAUUCAAGCUAGGCAAUACCGUUAUGUAUGUCUCUCAAUCUGAUUGGGUGUCUUGAUUUCCAUCUUUAUAAAAAAGUUGGACUCUAUACAAAUGUAAACAAAGCUCUGUCAGUAAAAAUAAACAAAAGAUUAAUGCGCAUUUAAGAUACAGAAAGAUGUACAUACAUUUGUAUAUAUAUGUAUGUGAGGCCUGAAUUGCAAAGCAUAUAAAUAUUUAUAUAUAACUCUCAAAAUGUCUGUCGGUGGAAAGUUCAUCUUUGAUUUUCAAAAGCUAGUGGAAACCUUCACUAAGAUCUGUCCAGACUUCACCGAAGAGCCAAGCUAUGCAAAGGCAACGGUGAGUCGCCGUUUCGCAGAGCAAAUAAUUUUCGAGUACAGCAAGCAACUGAAAGAGGCCAAGGCGCGAAAGAACAACAGAACUUGGAGAUUUCUGCUGGAUGACCAGUCUGUAAGGCACUCGUUGAUCAUAUCUAUGUAUACCAAAAAUACAAAGCAGCCGCAACAGCCUGUCCUGGUAGAUGGUUGUCUGGAGCUAACCUUUAAGGAGGCCAGUCUAUUGGCGGUGGCAAAGUAUUGUCAAAUAGUGCCACAUCUCGUUGAGCGCGAGGAGAUUGUGCUCACUCCGUUAGCCGGUGCCGCAUUCGCCAAGGAUGACAUGCCCAAGCUGGCAGCUGCUUUAGAGGAGCCGCUGUCUCAACUGCUAAUGGCCGUCAUCAGUAGCUGUCAAACUGACGGGUACCACCUGGAGCACAGUCGUUGUUACAUUGCAGUCGCUGCGCUAACCAGAACGGUCGCAGAUCUGAAACUGCGUGCCACUUUGGUUAAGGAUUGCAUUAAAAUGUACCAGCUACAUGGCAAAGACUUUGACAUUGUAAAAUUUGAAAUUUGUAGCAAGUUUUUGAAAUCCCCUACUAUUGUUCGCGCUUCAAAUAAUGUUGAAAUAGAUAAGUUGGUAUCGGAAAUAAUGGCAUUUAAUAUGACUGACGACUCAAGUGAGUCAUGUAAUAAGCGCCAAAAACCUAAACCUAUGAGAUGUGCUGCACUUUUUACCGGUCCGAUUAAGAAUAAUGACAACUAAUGCGCUCUAGUAAGGGAAAACAACUUAAAUGACGUUGAGUUUUUGUAUCAGGUACAUUUUCUUAAAAGAUUUUGUUCCUUCUUCAUAUUUACAAAAAAAAGAAAGCGGUUACAAAUGUAUAAGCUAUACAAAAUAAAAUAUUUAUUCAUAAGCGCAUUAUAAAUGUAUUUUAGCUAUCCUAUUGUUAACUGUUUCAAAUUUUACAAAGAAAAAACCAAACAAAAUUCUAUAAAAAUGUAUACAACUAACAUAUUUUCAAUAAAUGCAUCUGAAAGGUUGCUAAAUAAA
This is a messenger RNA of Drosophila grimshawi, 1871 nucleotides long. RefSeq lists its product as uncharacterized. The transcript has 2 exons. NCBI's taxonomy places the organism in Eukaryota, Metazoa, Arthropoda, Insecta, Diptera, Drosophilidae. Bases 738 to 1583 code for a protein of 281 amino acids. The record is from RefSeq and is a predicted model, not a curated record.